Messenger RNA from Hemicordylus capensis (graceful crag lizard), 4218 nucleotides. It is a transcript of the gene DAGLB, whose product is annotated as diacylglycerol lipase beta. Lineage: Eukaryota; Metazoa; Chordata; Lepidosauria; Squamata; Cordylidae. Gene Ontology annotation, biological process: lipid metabolic process. The coding region runs from base 1196 to 3223 and encodes 675 amino acids. The record is from RefSeq and is a predicted model, not a curated record. The transcript is spliced from 15 exons.
AAUAUUACAGAUGAUGAUGAUGAUGAUAAACAGAGUUGCCAGCCCUCUCAUGUUGGCCUAGCCCUGGAGUCUCCAGGAAUGCACACACUUAUCUUCAGGAUAAAUGGGAGCAAUCCUGGAAAUGUUCAUGGCUUGAAGUUGUGAAAAACAUUGGUGGGAGAUUAUCCGGGUUUCCAGGCAGAGCUGGCAAUCCUAAUCCUAAAGGGGGUUUACAGCAUAAUGGAGACACUAUCAACAGCCACUGGGAGGCAUGCCAUGCUACACUGAAAAGGGAUAGUGGUUCUCCCUUUGCUGAAUAUAACAGGGACAUCACUUUAAAAGGUCUUUUUGUCCUGUUAGCAGAGGUUGAACUUGCUGCACAGUCCUAAGCAUGUUUACCAGGGAGUAAGCCCCAUUAAGCUCAGUGGGGCUGGAUUUUAGUAAACGUGCACUGGAGCACGCUUAUUGUGGUAUUAGCUUUCAUGGGCUUAUGAAGUGGGCUUUCUGAAUGCUUCCGUCACAACAAUAAGGCUGUUAACCUUUAAGGUGGCACAAGACUCAUCUGGCCUGAUCCAGUGAGUGCUUACUCUAAAGUAAGUCCCUGAGUUCUAAGUUGGGGUGCAUUGGAUUGCAGCUUUUAGUCUGUUAACCACAAUUAUAGCCAAGAGUCUUGUGGCACCUUAAAGAUGAACAGACUUAUUGUGGUCGCAGCAGCUUUUGUGGACUAGAGCCCACUUCAUCAGCCUGUGAAAGCUUCUGCCAGUAUAAAUCCCUUAAUCUUUAAGAUGCCACAAGGCUCUUUGUUGUUUUAUGGUAUGUGUAAGUGCAGAAGCUGACGCUGGGGGAGGUUCUCUUAAGGCAGUGAGACUUCUGUGGAGCUGUUUGAAACAGGUUGUAAAGCUGAGGCAGCAGCAUGCGAAUCUAGGUUGUUGGAGACUGCUUGGGAGGGCAAGGAGGAGAAAGCAGCAGGGAGGGGACUGAUCCCAAUGUGUGUGUAAGAGGAAGGGAGGCUUCGAGACGUUGGAUAGGAGUGAAAUUGGGUAUAUAGGUUGCGCUGUGUCCUUAGAUCUAAAUUGAGGGAGGAGCCAUUGGUGGCGGCGCACAGACCUGAAGGGUUUUGCAGGAGAUCUGCUCAGGCAGGAGAGGAGUGCUUGUGAGAAUCAGCAGUGUUUGUACAUUUUCCCACAGGAGGUGUCGCAGCAGCAGGGUCUCCACCAUGCCUGGGAUGGUGAUGUUUGGGAGGCGCUGGGCCAUAGGCAGUGAUGAUUUUGUCUUCCCGGGAGCCUUUGAACUCUUCAUCAGGGUGAUCUGGUGGAUUGGAAUUCUGGUCUUGUAUUCUGUGCACAAAGGACAGUUUAACUGUGCCGGAGGAGGGCUGUUGCAUAGCUACCUCCUCGUCCUCCUCAUUCUCCUCGCAGCCAUCAUAUGUGCUUUAUCUUCCAUAUUGUACAUCAGCAUGCAGGGAACCAUUUCUAACCCUGGGCCAAGGAAAUCUCUUCCUAAAUUGCUGUACCUGCGUCUGGCCCUCUACUUGCCGGAACUGGUCUGGGCUGUUGUGGGAGUGAUAUGGGUGUCCGAUAGCAGCGUAUCUUGUGAAAGGACUAUGAUAAAUGCCGUAUUUGGAACAGUCAUUGCCAGCUGGGUGAUCAUUGUCUUCACUGUUGCGGCCGUUGUCAUUGUGUUUGAUCCACUUGGCGGGAAAAAGACGCUGUAUGUUGCCAGUUGUGGCAACCGCAACAUGGAGAGCAGCCAGUCCGGCCAGCUGUUCUACAAUGUCAGGAAGACGGCGACUCGCGUGUGGGAGAAAAGGAUCCGCUUGCUGUGUUGUUGCAUCGUCCAAGACGACGACCACCGAGUGGCUUUUACAAGCAUCGCUGAGCUUUUCCGUGCCUACUUCUCAGACACUGACCUGGUGCCUAGUGAUGUAGCAGCAGGUCUGACUCUGCUCCACCAAGAGCAAGACAAGGUUGAGAAUUGCCCAAAGGAGCCAGAGGAAGUUCUGAUUCAGUCCCCGACUUCUCCCAUGGCUGAUGAUCUGGAUACAGAACUGGAAAAUGCUGCCCACUACAUGAAAUUUGCUGCGGCUGCUUAUGGGUGGCCCUACUACAUAAUGGCGAACCCGUUUACAGCACUCUGUAAGCUUAAAGGUGACUGUUGUAGAAACAGCCCAACAGAGACCGAUAUCAUUGGGGCAGACCGUCUUAACAUGCACUUCGGGUCCAUCUUGAAAAUAACGGGGCUGCAGUACAGAGACUUCAUUCACAUCAGUUUCCACAAUAAAAUCUUUGAGAUCCCCUUCUUUGUUGCAUUGGAUCACAAAAAAGAGGCUAUCGUGGUAGCUGUGAGAGGAACUUUGUCGUUUGAGGAUAUCCUCACGGAUCUCUCCGCAGACACCGAGAACUUAACACUCGAAGAUGUUCUGGAAAAUGGUCUUGUGCACAAGGGGAUAAUCCAGGCUGCCAACUAUAUUUAUGGAAAGCUCAUGAACGAUGGGAUUUUAGACCAAGCCUUCACCACUGCCCCUGAAUAUAAGCUAGUUGUCGUUGGCCACAGCUUAGGGGCGGGAACAGCCUCCAUAUUGGCAGUCAUGCUGAAAAACUCUUUCCCAGCACUAAGGUGUUAUGCCUUUUCUCCACCAGGGGGUUUGUUAAGUAAAUCACUUGCAGACUACACUAAACAGUUUAUUGUGUCAGUUAUUCUUGGAAAGGAUCUUGUUCCACGAUUAAGUAUGCCCAACAUGGAAGACUUGAAGAGAAGGAUCGUUAGGAUAGUUGCCAACUGUAACAGACCCAAGUACCAGAUCCUCCUGCACGGAUGCUGGUAUGAAGUGUUUGGUGGAGAACCUGACAACUUCCCAACUGAACUGGAUGGCAGAAACCAAGAGGCUUUGACCCAGCCUCUUCUAGCUGAAGAGAGCUUAAUGGUCCACCGGUCCCCUUCUUACACUACACUAGAUGAUGACACGCCCUUAAAUUCACCACCCCAGUAUCCUCACCUGUUCUUGCCUGGGAGGAUCAUCCAUAUUGUAGAAGAAAAUAGCACAAGGAGGUGGUGCUCUUCGGAUGUCAAAUAUACUGCCAGCUGGUCAAAAGAAACGGCCUUUGGCACUAUUUUAAUAAGCCCCAAGAUGAUAACUGACCAUAUGCCAGAAAUCCUCCUCAAAGCUCUGAAUAGCUUGGCUCAGGAAAGCGUCUCUUGCCUUUCCUGUCGAGCACAAGGAGACUUCUCCACGAACAUUGUAUAAGCAGAGACCGAGGCAGACAGCAGCAUGUCGACCGUUUUCAAGUGUUCAGGAGAGCAGCCUUUUCGUACUUCAGUAUCUUACAUUAUGCCCAAAAUAUAAGCCAGGGGUGUGGCUUAGUGAUUAUCGGGAGGAAUGAAGAGACCCUUCAUUGUGCAGAGGUUCCUCUCGGUGACUCCGCUUUACCGGGUAAUGAACUGCUUCACCUUAAUAGGAGCCAGUUAUGCGUUUCAACCAGUUCUGUCAAGGGGGCAGCUGGAACAGAGAACCAGUGUAAUGGGAAGGAAGGCAUCAGGGCGCCACGCUUUAUGUCCAGCUCUGCCACUGAUGUCUCGUAGGCCCUCUUGGAAGAAGGCAUGUCACUUCAUGAGGUCUCCGUUUCCUAUAGCAGAGCUGGCUAGAACUCCAGGCUUAGAAAAUACUUGUAAAUUCACAAGUAGUAACAGCUUUGACAAAGGAAGGUAUUAGAACUGAAGACAACUGUACCCCCUAUUGGGUAUGUGAAGACCCCAGAGAGGUAAGGUGGACCUUCACUGCCAACUGUGUUGCACUACUCUUAACUUAGAUCUAUCUGUGGUUUUCUUUCCUGUUGAAGGAAGCUUGCAUUUUAGACACCUUUUGUAGGCUUAAAUGCUGCUUGGAUACAUGUGCAAUACUUGUCUUUUUGUUUACAUUUCUUCAACCCUGCUGAAUGUGCAUUUAACUCUAGAUGGGUUAACAUCCCGAUUUGGUUUUUAAUGAUUAUGACUCCAUGUUGCUCUUUCUUCAGUAGUAGAGUCUUGAACAAUCCAAUCAUUUGGACUGGCUCCAUCAAUGCUUUGUGUAUGUGGUUUUUUUAAAAAGACCUAUCUGUAAUUAUGUAUAGUUAAAUUGAUUGUGUAGCACAGUGUCGGCAAGAUGAAGUUUGUUUAUUCAAUCCACCUUUGCAAUGCCAUUUUUCAAUGACAGCAUUUGUUCAUAUUCCUAGUUUUUAAUCUUAAAUGGAGACCACCACUCAA